Molecule: messenger RNA, 876 nt
Organism: Sabethes cyaneus
Lineage: Eukaryota; Metazoa; Arthropoda; Insecta; Diptera; Culicidae
Product: COMM domain-containing protein 2
Exons: 3
Coding region: 56-712 (218 amino acids)
Source: RefSeq, a predicted model, not a curated record
AAAGUGUAUAAAUACCAGAAACAUAUUUGAUACAUUGGCUAACUUUCAAUUUUAAAUGGCUCAGUUGAUAAAACAAGAGCAGGAUAAGCACCUGAAAUUUGUUCUGGGUCAACCGGAAGAAGUUCUUGUCGAAUUCUGCAAACUAGCUAUCGAGUACAUCAGCAAUGGAAUCAAUGAAAAGAAAUGUACCGUUGCUGCAAAAAAACUUGAAACGACAUUCGAGACCAUCAAAUCCUGCAUUGAGGCCCUGGUAUGCCUGCUAAUGGAUUGUACAAAGCUGCACAUCAGUGAGGAAGAGUUUCGAACACUGAAAACCAUUGAUUUUACCGACAGUCAAAUAGAUAUCCUUUGGCAGUUUGUGAGCAGUAAGCGUAAAUUGGUGGAGAAUAUUUUGAAGAAUUCGACGGAUAGUGAGUUGCACUUUCGCGAUCUGGAAUGGCGAUUGGAGGCUAAAGUGGCCUCAAGAUCGCUGCAUCGGCAAGCCACACCGAUAAUUGCAAUGAAACUGCACCUUGACAGUGAAGUUGUUAACGAACAUAAGGAAAGACUUUCCCAGGAAGCAGACACAACAGGCGAAUCGAGCACGCGCCAGGAAAUUCUCUUACAAACCGAUCCAACCAGUCUGGUUCACUUGAUUCAAGUCCUAGAACAGGCUUUGAUUGAUUCUAAAACGCAUAGAGUUAGAAACUUUGUCAAAUCAUUCCAGAAAUAACCCAUUCCGCUGUGUUAAUCUGUAUUUUAUUCACAAUAAAUUUAUUUCUAACAUUUUAUGGUACUUUCGUCAAAGUAUUUGUUGUACUUCUUCCACUGAUAUCGCUGCUUGGGGUCACGCUUGCUCCACGAUGGGUUCAUGUUCGGCAUUAGACCCGCUUUCUG